AUGCCUUGUAUUAUUAAAGUAAGAAUUUCAGGUAUUAGAAAUAUCAAUGCCUUUGAAAGAUCUGAAAUAGAUUCUUUUAAAUACCUUGAGGUAACAUUAGGGGAAACAAAACAAAGAACUAAAUUUAAUAUUAGUAAAACUUCAAAUGAUUUGAACUUGUCGUUCAGACUCGAAAUAUCUGAUGAUUCAGAACUACAAAUAUGCCCACUUAAAAUAGCGAUAGAUGAUGCUGAAGAUAUAAAUAGUGGGUAUAUCCAAAUAGAUUUCAGUUUUUUUUAUUUCCAUGAUAAUCUAAAAUUGGAAGGAUGGUUUCCUCUAUAUGAUUCAUUGGAAGGAAUCAAAGGUGAAUUAUACUGUACUAUAAAAUGGGAAUUCUUUGAAGAAAAAAACCCAUAUAAUGAUAAUAGUGCAGUUCUUCUUCUUGGCACAACUUCGUUUCCAAAAGGGUCCCCCUAUUAUAUUGAGGAAAUAAUAGGCUUUGCACAUGAACUUAAAAUAGUUAAUGACCCGGAAUAUGAUUGGAAGGACUUUAUUAGAUCAAGCAGAAAUUCCAAUGAAGCCCGAUGCGAUGUUAUACAAAAUUCCUUUAUGGAAGUUCGAAAAUAUGUUGGAAAAAAGGCUAAAAUAUUAGGGGGAAAUGCAAUUUUAGGCUAUCGUGAACAUUUAAAUUUGGAAGGAAGUACAACAAACAAAAUUUGUAUCCGUAUUAUAGGGACAGUUGUAAAACUGGGAGUGAAAGAAUUUAAUAACCUUAAUUAUAUUAACAUUUCAGAAAAUAAUAACAUAAAAAAUAUUUUGAGAAAUAAUGAAAUAUUUUUGAAAAAUAUCCCUGAAAAAUAUAAAGAAAUUAAAUUUAAUAGAAGAAAUGCUAUCCAUCCGAAUUCAACGUCCUAUAAUUUUGUGGAUGUCAUUUUACUUACUGUUGAUUCACUUCCGCAAAAUAUAAAAUACAAAUAUGGAGGUUUAGUGGCAUCAAAAGCAGUUAAGGUUUUGCACCCAAGACUUACAGAACAGCAUAGAGACGAAUGGCUUCUCGAAAUUAGAGAUGAGCUCAAAUCAAAUGCGACAUUUCUUUCGUGCAAUGUUAUCUUGGGUUACAAAGAAGAUGCUUACAUUUUCAAUGAUGUUAUUGUCCUUUUUUGUUAUGGUACUGCCAUAAAUGUAUUGCCUUCAUUUUUUUACGAUGAUAAAAUUAUCGCAUUUUCACCUAACGAUCAAAAUAAGGAUUCACAAAAAGAUGAAUCAAAAGGGUCUAGUAAAAACAGUAGUUGCAUAUAUUUGCACUAUGCUUCGAAGGAAAUAGAGAAUAGUAAUAUAUUUUGCAGAAUAUGCAAUGAUGCAUCUGUACCUAAAAUUCUCAUUUCUUCAUCCAAUGCUCCCAAAAAUUUAGCCGUCAUAGGAAACGGGUUCUUAAUUUCUGCUUUUGUCGUAUAUCCAUUGAAGAAGAAUCAUGGAGAGAAUCUCGCAUCAGAGAUCAGCGAAAUUCUUCCCUUCCUGGAACUGAACCUGCACAAACAGAUCAUAUGUAAAUUGCUCGUUAACGGGUUCAAUAGUAUUUUUGAUUAUAACCUAAAAUUAUGUUUUAACAAUAAUUAUUUAUUUGGAUAUUGUUAUGGAACUGGAAUGUGUACAUACGGAAUAUAUUAUGAAAAUAAAUUUUUAAUAAAAUCGAAUUAUAAGGACAAAUUUUAUAUACAUAAUAAAUGUGCAAAUGCUGAUGAAUUAAAAAUUAUAUAUGAUAACAUAAAUUAUAGAUCUUUUUUUAGUAAAAAUAAAAGUUUGGUUUCACCUGUUUUUGUUGAUGGAGAUAUUAUAUAUAACAUUGAUGAAAAUAAUGACAAAAGGGAUGAACAUAAUUAUAAUACUAGUAAUAGUAAAGGAGAAAUCGAUAUAUCACUUAAACAAAAUUUUAUGAAUCCACUUAAUUCUGAUGCUAUAAAUUCAGAUAGUAAACAAAUUGCAUAUAGACAUUCACAGACCGAUAUUAACGAAGAUGGAUUACGAGUUAAAGAGCCUUAUUUUUAUUGUCAAGAUGUAAAUAAGACAAUUAAAAAUGAUAAUUAUUUUCGAUUGAAAGAAAUAUAUUUAAAGGAAGAAGAAGAAUUAUUAAAUUAUGAUAACUAUAGUGAUAACAUACAUGGGGGUGAUCAAUAUCCUGGGAAAGAACAUAAUAAGCAUAUUGAUGAUUAUACAAAAUUAGGUAUUAAAGAAAGAAAAAGAAUUAAAAAAAAAAAAGAAAAAAAAAAAGCAAGAAGAAUACAAAAUAAAGGUUAUAUAUAUGAAGUAGAGGAUCAUCUAGACAAUAUAACAUUAUUAAAUAUAUAUGAAGAUAGUAUUGCAUUAUAUAAUUAUGUUUUUAAUUUAGAUAUUAAAAAUUACCUUCUUAAUAAAAGAUAUGAUACAGCUACUCUUGCAAAAAAAAAUGAAGUCCCUAUAAAUAAUAUGUUGGAAGAUAUAAAAAAAGAAAAAACAAACAAUACAAACCCGAAACAAAAUUGUGUAAAAACAGAAAAUAUGAAAGAAAAACAAAAACAUGACAAAGAAUUUUCCGAUGAACAAAUAAAAAUAAAAAUAUCUACUCCCAAAGAUAUAGAUAAUAAUACAAUAAAACAUGAAAAUCAAAAAAAAUAUAACGAUAACAAUGAGGUAGAUAAAAUAAAUAAACCUGAAAUAGUAGAAGAAAAAAGUUCAAAUGGAAAAUUACAUGAUAUGUUAUUAAAAAAAAAUACAGUUUCAUUACUUCAUGAAAAAAGUGAAAAUAAUCUUACCUUAUAUUAUGAGUAUAAAAAAGAAAUAAUGAAAAAUUAUUCAAAAUAUUUUUUUUAUAUUUGUACUUUGGACUUUUUGCCAAGUAUAAAAUUUGAAACAUUCUAUGAACAACGAAAUUUGGGUAAUGAAAAUGAACAAUAUAAUAAUGCCAAAUCAAAUAGUGAAUAUUUAUCUGAUACAAAAUCAUUGAAAUCUCACAAAAGAACAAACAAAAAUAUUAAAAACUUAGAAAAUGAUGAAGAUAAUAAUAAGUUAUUGGAAAAUGAUAAUGUAGAGGAUGGAGAAGAAUACCAUCUUAUGGUUCCUAAUCUCAAAAUGGAGGACCACCAAAAAAAAGACUUAGUAAAAAAUGAAAGAGAUUAUCCAGUUGAAGACAAGAGAAAUUUAUCAGUAUUUUAUCAAGACAGUAAACAAUUAUUAUCAUAUACAACAGAUAAAGAAAAUGAUUAUAAUAUAAGAGAUGAUCAUAAUUAUAUGAUGAAAAAAAGUAUAGACAGAGAUCAAAAAAGAGAAAAAAAAAAAGAAAAAAAAAGAAAAAAUCGAAGUAAAAAUACUUAUUUAAAUAAUUUAUCAAAAAGCUAUAUUUAUUUAAUUAAAAGAAUUAAUUUAUUUGGAGAAAAUACUGAUGAAGUGGAUGUAAUAUAUGAAAAAAUAAAUAAAGCUUUUAAUGAUUUAUAUAAUAUAUUUAUAUUUUACACAUUUGUUCAUAACUUAUAUCCUUGCUGUAUUUGUAGUAUCCGAUUACAUUUUUCGUUUAUAGCAUGUGAUGUAUUAGAAAUAAUGUUAACAGGUCAUUUAAUAAAAGUUAAAAAUAAUCAUGCAAUACAUUUUGAAUUAAAAAAUUUAAACCAAUCAAUGCAAGAAAAUUUAUUAAAACAUUUUUUUAAUCAUUUGGAAAAUUAUUAUAUGGAACGAUCCGAAAUUUUUUUUAAUUUUGAUAACUUUUUUUCUUCAGAAAGAGAUGAUAAAAAUAGUUAUCUAAGAACAGAGUUAACAAAAAAGGAGUCACCUAAUCGUGGUUUUAUUGUAGCUAUCCAAAAAAAAAAAAAAAAAAAUAGCUCGAAUUUAUUAACACAUAUUGUUCCAAAUGUUAUGAAAUCCCCAUUUUGUGUUAUGAUUGAUAUGGUUAGAAAUAUGUUUAAAAGUGAUGAAAGAAAAAAGAGAAAUGAAAAAGACAAAGAGAAAAAAAAAAUGAAAAAAAAUGAAAUUCCACAUUUAAAAGAUGGACUACAAAAAGAUAAAGACAACAAAAAAAAUAAAAUAAAUAAAUUCAAUGCAUUUCUAAAAAAAGGAGAUAAAAAAAUGAAUCAACCAUAUGAUAUGGAAAAUAUACAUAAUAAUCUAUUUAUGUUUAAUGAAUUAAAAAAUUAUAUUAUGUUAGAAAAUAAUAAGCAUUUAUUUGACACAUUUAUUGAUCAUAAUUUUUCAUCAAUUAUUAUAACCCCGUUAAAUAUUUUACCAAAUGUUAUAAUUAAAAAAUAUUUCGGAGUCAUAUCUUUACACAUUGUUAAGGAGAAUAUUAAUUUAAAGAAAUUUGAUUUUUUUUAUCAGAGCUUAAUAUCUGACAUAUUGUAUAUAGCCAAGUCUCAUAUUAAAGCUAUUGGCGCAAAUUUAAUUUCUUCUUUUAAAAUUACAAACAUAUUUUUACGAGAGGAAAAGUCUCAUGGCUAUGCUUUGAUAAGCAUUUGCGGCGAUGUCGCCAAAAUAUGA
Messenger RNA from Plasmodium vinckei vinckei, 4479 nucleotides. Its product is annotated as conserved Plasmodium protein, unknown function. The record is from RefSeq and is a predicted model, not a curated record. Gene Ontology annotation, molecular function: calcium-dependent phospholipid binding; calcium ion binding. Gene Ontology annotation, cellular component: plasma membrane. Gene Ontology annotation, biological process: positive regulation of D-glucose transmembrane transport; intracellular protein transmembrane transport; protein localization to plasma membrane. The coding region runs from base 1 to 4479 and encodes 1492 amino acids. The transcript has 16 exons. NCBI's taxonomy places the organism in Eukaryota, Apicomplexa, Aconoidasida, Haemosporida, Plasmodiidae.